Messenger RNA from Girardinichthys multiradiatus, 7365 nucleotides. RefSeq names its product EMAP like 5 (gene eml5). The record is from RefSeq and is a predicted model, not a curated record. Gene Ontology annotation, molecular function: microtubule binding. Bases 305 to 6232 code for a protein of 1975 amino acids. Lineage: Eukaryota; Metazoa; Chordata; Actinopteri; Cyprinodontiformes; Goodeidae. The transcript is spliced from 44 exons.
AGGAGCUUUGACCUGUGUCGAAGAGAAGCGGAAGCCCGCGACAGAAGAAGUACAAGAAGACUCUCACAAUGAAAAGAGCGACGUAGAAAAUUGUUUCUCAGAGAUCUUCAUACCGAGCAGCCAGCCAGACUUUAUAAUUUUUACACAACCCUGAAAAAAUGUUUCAGUUCUUCACCCGCUGGACUGGUUAAUAUCCAACGGAACUAAUGUAACACAGAGGCUUAAAAAUAAAUCCUUUUUGGCGAAUGACACUGUAUCAGAGAGCCUACGUGACAGCAUUGGAGAGACACACACUGAGGGAGAGAUGGCUGACAGGACUGCUCCCAACUGCCACCUGAGACUGGAGUGGGUGUACGGAUACCGGGGACAUCAGUGCCGCAACAACCUGUACUACACCGCCGCCAAGGAAAUCGUCUAUUUCGUCGCGGGGGUGGGAGUUGUGUACAACACCCGGGAGCACAGGCAGAAAUUUUACUUGGGGCACAGCGAUGACAUAAUCAGUUUAGCUCUACAUCCGGAGCGCGUGCUGGUCGCCACAGGACAAGUUGGCAAGGAGCCUUACAUCUGUGUGUGGGACUCUUACACUGUGCAGACCGUGUCCAUCCUGAAGGACGUGCAUACACAUGGCAUCGCCUGCCUGGCUUUCGACCUUGAGGGACAGUGCCUUGUGUCUGUGGGCUUGGACUCAAAAAACACAAUCUGUGUGUGGGAUUGGAGGAGAGGGAAAGUUCUGGCAGCUGCUCCUGGUCACACAGACAGGAUAUUUGACAUAUCUUGGGAUCUGUACCAGCCGAACAAGCUCGUAAGCUGUGGUGUCAAACAUAUCAAGUUUUGGAGUUUAUGCGGUAAUGCUCUCACACCCAAACGUGGCGUUUUUGGCAAAACGGGGGACCUCCAAACCAUCCUCUGCCUCGCCUGCGCAAAAGACGAAGUCACAUAUUCAGGGGCUUUGAACGGGGACAUCUACGUUUGGAAAGGCAUAAACCUGAUGAGGACAAUUCAAGGAGCUCAUGGGUCAGGGAUUUUCAGCAUGAAUGGCUGCGAAGAGGGCUUCGCUACAGGGGGACGGGACGGCUGUGUCCGGCUGUGGGAUCUCAACUUCAAACCCAUUACUGUCAUUGAUCUCAGGGAAACAGACCAAGGAUAUAAAGGGCUGUCUGUGCGCAGCGUGUGCUGGCGUGGAGAUCACAUCUUAGUGGGGACACAGGACAGCGAGAUCUUCGAAGUGGUGGUUCACGACCGCAACAAGCCCUUCCUCAUCAUGCAGGGUCACUGUGAGGGCGAGCUGUGGGCACUGGCCGUGCACCCCACCAAGCCUCUGGCCAUGACAGGAAGUGACGACCGCUCAGUCAGGAUAUGGAGCCUCAUUGAUCAUGCAUUGAUUGCUCGAUGUAACAUGGAGGAGCCAAUCCGCUGUGCAGCCGUGAGCACUGAUGGUAUACAUCUAGCGCUAGGAAUGAAGGAUGGCUCGUUCACUGUUCUUCGAGUCAGGGAUAUGACAGAAGUGGUCCACGUCAAGGACCGGAAGGAGGCUAUUCAUGAGCUGAAGUACUCCCCCGAUGGGGCCCAUUUGGCUGUCGGCUCUAAUGAGAACACUGUGGACAUCUAUGGGGUGGUGCAGAGGUACAAGAAAGUGGGCGAGUGCAUCGGCUCAAGAAGCUUCAUUACACACAUGGACUGGUCCACAGACAGCAAAAACCUGCAGACGAACGACGGCAGCGGCAGACGGCUCUUCUACAGAAUGCCAAGUGGGAAAGAGGUCACCAACAGGGAGGAGCUGAAGCUGGUGCAAUGGGCUUCAUGGACAUGUGUGUUGGGCCCUGAGGUUAAUGGAAUAUGGCCCAAAUACUCAGAUAUCAAUGACAUCAACUCUGUUGAUGCCAACUUUAACAACCAAGUGUUAGUAACUGCAGAUGACUAUGGAUUAGUCAAACUGAUGCGAUACCCGUGUAUAAGAAAGGGUGCAAAAUUCAAAAAGUAUUUAGGUCACUCAGCCCACAUAACUAAUGCUAGAUGGUCACAUGACUACCAGUGGGUCAUAACAAUUGGUGGGGCAGAUCACUCUGUGUUCCAGUGGAAGUUUAUUCCUGAAAGAAAGUCGUCGAAAGAGGCUCUUCAUAUUGCACCACAAGAGACCUUGGCAGACUCUAACAGCGAAGAAUCUGACUCUGAUCAGUCAGAUGUGCCUGAAAUGGACUCGGAAAUUGAGCAGGAGACACAGCUCACAUAUCGGCGACAGGUUUAUAAAGAAGAUCUACCUCAGCUCAAAGAGCAGUGCAGAGAGAAACAUCGAGCAACAGCAAUGAAGAAGAGAGAACGAGCACCAGGAAAUGGUAUCAAGCUGCACUUCAUCCAUGGCUACAGAGGCUACGAUUGCAGAAGCAACCUGUUCUAUACCCAAACAGGGGAGAUUGUCUACCAUGUAGCUGCUGUAGGAGUUGUGUACAACAGGCAACAAAACACUCAACGAUUCUACAUGGGCCAUGAUGACGACAUCCUUUGUCUGGCUAUCCACCCCCUAAAGGACUAUGUAGCAACAGGCCAGGUUGGCAGAGAUUCCUCAGUCCACAUAUGGGACACAGAAACGUUAAAACCCAUGUCUGUGUUGAAGGGUUUUCAUCAGCUUGGAGUGUGUGCCCUCGACUUCUCAGCGGAUGGCAAACGUCUGGCCUCGGUCGGCCUGGACGACAACCACACCAUUGUGCUGUGGGACUGGAGGAAGGGGGAGAAGCUCUCUGCCAUGCGAGGGAGUAAGGACAAGAUAUUUGUCAUCAAAAUAAAUCCCUACCUGCCUGACAAGCUCAUCACCGCUGGUGUGAAACACAUGAAGUUUUGGCAUAAAGUUGGUGGUGGUCUAAUUGGACGCAAGGGGAAUAUGGGGAAGACGGAGACGAUGAUGUGUGCUGUGUACGGUUGGUCGGAGGAGAUGGUGUUUUCAGGCACAUGCACUGGGGACAUUUGCAUCUGGAGAGACAUGUUUCUUAUGAAAACCGUCAAAGCUCACGACGGUCCUGUUUUUAGCAUGCAUGCUCUUGAAAAGGGGUUCGUGACUGGUGGAAAGGAUGGUAUAGUAGCUCUGUGGGAUGACACUUUCGAGAGAUGCCUGAAGACCUACGCUAUAAAGAGAGCAGUCCUAGCUCCAGGCUCCAAAGGGCUUCUGUUGGAAGACAACCCCUCCAUACGUGCCAUUUCUCUCGGCCACGGCCACAUCCUGGUUGGGACCAAGAACGGCGAGAUCUUGGAGGUGGACAAGAGUGGCCCCAUCACUCUCCUCGUCCAGGGUCAUAUGGAGGGUGAGGUGUGGGGCCUGGCCACUCAUCCCCACCUCCCUCUCUGUGCCACGGUCAGCGAUGACAAAACCCUGCGCAUAUGGGACCUGUCCCCCAGCCACUGCAUGCUGGCUGUACGCAAACUCAGGAAAGGCGGCCGUUGCUGCUGCUUCUCCCCUGACGGCAAAGCUCUAGCAGUGGGCCUGAAUGACGGCAGUUUCCUGAUCGUGAACGCGGACACCCUGGAGGACCUGGUGUCCUUCCAUCACCGCAAGGAUGUCAUCUCUGAUAUCAGAUUCUCUCCAGGAACUGGGAAGUACCUCGCAGUCGCCUCAGGAGACAGUUUUGUGGAUAUUUACAAUGUAAUGAGCAGCAAACGGGUGGGAGUGUGCAAAGGAUGCCUCAGCUACAUCACCCAUCUGGACUGGGACAAAAGAGGAAAACUACUCCAGGUCAACACGACGGCGAAAGAGCAGUUUUUUUUCGAAGCCCCUCGUGGCAAGAGGCAGACCAUCCCUGCUUCCGAGGUGGAGAAAAUCGACUGGAGCUCAUGGACAUGUGUCCUGGGGCCGUCUGUUGAAGGCGUCUGGCCUGUGAUCAGUGAGGUCGCGGAGGUGACCGCUGCCUGCCUUAGCAACGACAGGAGGGUUCUAGCAACAGGAGAUGACUUAGGAUACAUCAAGCUAUUCAAAUACCCUGUCAAGGGAAAGUAUGCAAAGUUCAAACGCUAUGUGGCACAUAGCACGCAUGUUACCAAUGUGCGGUGGACCCAUGACGACAGCCGUUUGGUGACAGUUGGUGGGAGUGACACCUGCCUCAUGAUCUGGGCCCACGAGCCUGAGGGCCUGCGAGAAUUCAAGCUGUGUGACAGUGAGGAGUCAGAUAUCGAGAGCGAGGAUGACGGAGGUUACGACAGUGACGUGACCAGGGAGAACGAGAUCAACUACACCAUCAAGGCCUUAUCUACCAACAUGCGACCAAUGACAGGGGUGAAGCCCCACCUGCAGAUGAAGGAGCCCUCCAUUGACGAAAGGCAAGGGGUGGUUAGAGGGUCAAGGCCUCCUGUCAGCAGAGCGCUGCCGCAGCCUGAGAAGCUGCAGACCAACAAUGUGGGCAAGAAGAAGAGACCCAUCGAGGACCUGGUCCUGGAGCUGGUGUUCGGUUACCGUGGCAAUGACUGCCGCAACAACGUCCACUACCUGAACGAGGGUGCGGACAUCAUCUACCACACGGCCUCAGUUGGCAUCGUGCUCAACCUGACCACCUCCUGCCAAAGUUUCUAUGUUGAACACAGUGAUGACAUUUUGUGCCUGACAAUCAAUCAACAUCCUAAAUUCCCCAAUGUGGUGGCAACUGGCCAAGUAGGUGAUACUGGUGACAUGUCAGCCACGUCUCCUUCCAUCCAUGUGUGGGAAGCCAUGACCAAGCAGACACUGUCGGUGCUGCGCUGUUUCCACGCCGGCGGCGUCUGCUCCGUCAGCUUCAGCGCCACGGGACGACUCCUGCUGUCUGUGGGUCUGGACCCUGAGCACACUGUCACCAUCUGGAAGUGGCAGGAAGGUGCCAAAGUGGCCAGUCGGGUCGGUCACACGCAGAGGAUCUUUGUGGCAGAGUUUCGUCCUGACUCAGACACACACUUUGUGUCGGUGGGCAUUAAGCAUGUGCGAUUCUGGACGUUAGCAGGUCGAGCUUUGCUCAGCAAGAAAGGUGUGCUGAGCUCCAUAGAGGAUGCCCGGAUGCAAACCAUGUUGUCUGUAGCAUUUGGAGCUAAUAACUUGACAUUUACAGGUACCAUAAGUGGGGAUGUGUGUGUGUGGAAGGAACACAUUUUGGUAAGAAUAGUGGCCAAAGCUCACACGGGCCCCGUGUUCACUAUGUACACCACUCUGAGAGACGGCCUUAUUGUCACGGGAGGCAAAGAAAGACCAUCAAAAGAAGGAGGUGCUCUGAAGCUAUGGGACCAAGAGUUGAAACGCUGCAGAGCCUUUCGGUUAGAAACCGGACAGAUCAUAGACUGUGUCCGUUCUGUGUGCAGAGGAAAGGGUAAAAUCCUGGUCGGCACCAGGAACGCCGAGAUCAUUGAAGUGGGAGAGAAGAACGCAGCGUGCAACAUUCUGGUGAACGGACAUAUGGACGGCCCUAUAUGGGGUUUGGGCACUCAUCCUUCCAGAGACGUUUUUCUUUCCGCCGCUGAGGACGGCACCGUUCGUCUGUGGGACAUCCCAGAAAAGAAGAUGCUAAAUAAGGUGAACCUGGGCCACCCGGCGCACACCAUCAGUUACAGCCCUGAGGGGGACAUGGUGGCCAUCGGCAUGAAGAACGGAGAGUUCAUCAUCCUGUUGGUUGCCUCGCUGAAAAUCUGGGGCAAGAAAAGAGACAGGCGUUCCCCUAUACAAGAUAUCAGGUUCAGUCCAAAUUCUCGCUACUUGGCUGUCGGCUCCACUGAGUGCGCCGUUGAUUUCUACGACCUGACGCUCGGCCCGCAGCUGAACCGCAUCAACUGCUGCAGGGACAUUCCCAGCUUCGUCAUGCAGAUGGAUUUUUCUGCAGACAGCUCCUACAUCCAGAUAUCCACAGGUGCUUACAAGCGGCUCGUGUAUGAAGUGCCAUUUGGGAGGCAGAUCACAGAACAGAUUCAAAUUGACAGGAUUACCUGGGCUACCUGGACAAGCGUCCUGGGAGACGAAGUUGUAGGAAUCUGGUCCCGUAAUGCUGAUAAAGUGGAUGUGACCUGUGCUUGUGUGUCCCAUUCGGGCCUAAACAUUGUCACUGGAGAUGAUUUUGGAAUGGUAAAGCUGUUUGACUUUCCCUCUCCAGAGAAGUUUGCUAAACACAAACGCUUCCUGGGCCAUUCUGCUCAUCUGACAAAUGUACGCUUCACAAAUGGAGAUCGGUUUGUCGUCAGCGCCGGCGGAGAUGACAGGAGCCUCUUUGUGUGGAGGUGUGUCCACGCCCCUCACUGAGAAUCCCUCCAAGACCAGCGUCCUCCAUCAGAGGAGCAUCAGCAUCUCCCAUCGUAGCUCCAUGGAGGGAAAGAGGGAUGUGGAGGAGGACAGUUGCGGCAGCUUGAUGAGUUAAAGUCGUGAUUCGAUUUACUGCCUCAAACCUUGGUGCAUGCAUGUGUGCUGAACUCAUUUUCAUUUCAGUUGUGAACACGAAAACAGGUGGAGAGCAUACAGACUCUUGUAUAUCACAUACUAAUUAUAAAAAAGAACCUAAUGUGUGCAUAUCAUUCAGUGAAUUAUUUUUGAAAAAAGAGCUAUCUGUGUACAUCUCUACACUCGACAGGCCUAUAAAGUUGUGUUUCUGAUAAUGCCAUUUUUUAAAACAUGUAGCAUUAAUGAAUCAGCCUUAAUCUGAGUGUCUGUGAAGAUUUGGGGUGUGUUUUGGUAUCUUUUGGAUCAUGAAAUCAUUUGUUUUGUUGUUUUUUUUUACUGGUUACUCUAAAUCUCGUGGCCUUCCUCCUGAAUGUAACAUCCAAUGUUAUGUUCUGGAUGUCAGCAUGCCAAAGCAUACUAUGCACUGUACACCUGACCUGGUCACUGUGUUGCCCUGGUGAAUCAUUUAUGAGUUACGUGGUCGUGUUGUUGACCUCGGACCUCCCUUCAGCAAUGUUUCCCUCAUGACGUUAUAUUUGUUAGAGGACCCGUUUUGUGGUUGUAUGAGUGUGCAUGGCUUACAGGAAGACAAUCUGUCCCGACCAAAUUCCUCAGAAAAUAAACAGAAAAAAUAAAACAACUGCUGUAUAUUGACCAUUGACCUCUUAACGCACUGUUGCAGUUUUUGCCGUCACUUUCUUGGGUGUGCUGCUAUUAUUGUUGUGUUUCCUUGAAUAUGAACAGUGUGACUUUUAUGGAGAGUAAUUAAUGUUUUGUGUAAUAACAUUUAUUGUGGAAAUGGAAUGUUUAUCAGAGUCGAAUAUAAAGUGCAAAACAAUUUCCUUGUAUUUAUAUACUAACUACUAAACAAAUGUUGCUGCAAAUUUUGAUUUACAUUUCAUCAUUGUAUAUAUCAUCUGUAGAUAUUCUUUUUGUAUAUUUUUGUGAAGUGUUUCUUAAACUCCACUUUAAUAAAAAAAAUUAAUUUCCUUUUUCAA